CACGAUUUCUCCGAGACCUUCAACAUCAACCCAUAACCCACCUAAAUCAUGGCUGCUGGAACUGUUGUUACGCUGGACAUGGCAAAGUUCUUCCUCGGGAGUGAGGAAGAACGAGCCCAGUUUUCUCGCGACUUAUUGCAAUGCUUUGCGAGCCAGGGGUUUGUUAAGCUGAUCAAUCACGGCGUCCCUAAUGCUGCCAUCGACAAGGCAUUCGAAUGGAACCGUUCCUUUUUCGAACUGCCCCAAGACAUCAAGAAGAAGUAUCCUCAUCCACCCUGUGCUAACCCCAACCGCGGAUGGGUGAGCCUCGGUCAAGAGAAGAGCUCGGCGAUCAAAGAUUUUGAGAAAGGGGUUUGUAAGGAGCACAAGGAGGUCUUUGAUGUGAAGGAGUCGUUUGACAUCGGAAAUCCCGAAGACCCUAUGUACGACAACAUAUGGCCGGAUGAGAGUGAGGCACCAGGCUUCCGCUCUUUCUUCGAGAUCUUCUACGAGCUUCUUCACGUGGCUCAUUUGAACAUUCUGAAGGCGCUGGAGAUGGCCCUGAGCACCAAAGACCAGCCAUUCGAGGUUAGAAAGCACUGUAUGCCCAAUGUCAGCGAAAUGCGCUUGAAUUAUUAUCCCGCAGUUGAUAUCCGUGAUCUGCGAUCCGGCCACAUGAGCCGCAUAUCUGAGCAUACGGACUUUGGGACAGUCACCCUGCUCUUCCAGGACUCCGUCGGAGGACUGGAAGUUGAGGACCAGUCCAACUUGGGCACCUACUUCCCCGUGGAGUGCGAAAACAAGCAUGUCAUGCUCGUCAAUAUUGGGGAUAGCCUGCAGCGGCUAACCAAUGAUUACCUCACGUCGGUCAGCCAUCGAGUGACGCUGCCCAUCUCCGCGCGGGAGCGAGAGGAAGGACAGCUGAAGGAACGCAUGUCCGUUACGUACUUUGCCAAAGUGGCUCGCGAUAACUCCAUCUACCCCUUCGGGCAGUUUGUGUCCGAGACCAAUCCGGCCAAGUAUCCCCAUAUGACGGCGUAUGAGUGGAACCAGAUCAAGUUGGAAAAGAUCUACGGAGCCUGUUAGAUGGAAAUGCCCUUUUGUGGCAAGAGAGAGAGCCAACAGACAGAGACCCCGAAUGAAAGGGAG
This is a messenger RNA of Aspergillus neoniger CBS 115656, 1128 nucleotides long. Its product is annotated as gibberellin 20-oxidase. The record is from RefSeq and is a predicted model, not a curated record. Lineage: Eukaryota; Fungi; Ascomycota; Eurotiomycetes; Eurotiales; Aspergillaceae. Gene Ontology annotation, molecular function: dioxygenase activity. The transcript is spliced from 3 exons. The coding region runs from base 49 to 1065 and encodes 338 amino acids.